This is a messenger RNA of Aspergillus luchuensis, 372 nucleotides long. RefSeq names its product tubulin-binding prefolding complex subunit YKE2. The record is from RefSeq and is a predicted model, not a curated record. Gene Ontology annotation, cellular component: prefoldin complex; cytoplasm. Gene Ontology annotation, molecular function: protein-folding chaperone binding. Gene Ontology annotation, biological process: chaperone-mediated protein complex assembly; protein folding. Lineage: Eukaryota; Fungi; Ascomycota; Eurotiomycetes; Eurotiales; Aspergillaceae. The coding region runs from base 1 to 372 and encodes 123 amino acids. The transcript is spliced from 4 exons.
AUGGCGGACGCACAAAAGCAAAUGCAGGCACUUACCGAGGAGUUUCAGGCCUUGCAGACGGAGCUUGACGGUCUCGUCGAAGCGCGCCAGAAGCUCGAAUCCCAGCAACAGGAGAACGUCGGCGUCCAGAAGGAAUUCAACUCCCUCGAUGACGAGUCGAACAUUUACAAGUUGAUCGGACCGGUCUUGCUGAAGCAGGAGAAGAGUGAGGCCUUGAUGGCCGUCAAUGGACGUCUUGAGUUCAUUGAGAAGGAAAUCAAGCGCAUUGAGGGACAGAUCCAGGAGAACCAGGACAAGUCUGAUAAGAAGCGCACUGAGAUCGUUCAGUUCCAGACUCAGAUGCAACAAGCGGCGGCGGCGGCUUCUGCUUGA